AUGGGGUACAGUAGGACGGAUAUCUUCCUGUGGCCAGGAGGUGUCGCCCUCGACGGGCCUGCGCGUUCGUCCGAGCUGGGCAGGUCUUCAGCCUCGGAUGCGUUCCAGCAGCGGCGCCUCGCCGAGGACAGUCCGGGGCUGCCCAGAUCGCCCCGAACGACCGCCAGGGGCCCAAGUUACGUUACGAGGCUUCCGAGGGGCCUGAGCGCUCCUGGCAAGGUGUCUUCUCACAGCUUCAGAAAGGACGAGCCUUCAGCGCGAGAACCAGAGACUGACACAUCGAGCAACCGCAGAGGUGAAGAACCUUCAGCUCGAGAAUCGGAGGCGGCACCAAUGCGCAAACAACAGUGGUGGGCCGUCUCCCCACAGUAG
Prorocentrum cordatum is the source of this 372-nucleotide messenger RNA. The record is from the annotation of a GenBank genome assembly. Lineage: Eukaryota; Dinophyceae; Prorocentrales; Prorocentraceae.